GUGAGUGAGUGAGUGAGUGAGUGAGUGAGUGAGUGAGUGAAAACUGGUGGCUAAGUUAUCAUACGAAGUAGGUAUGCUUCCUGUCAGAGACCUGUCGAGCCUGUCAUAUGUUUUCAUUUCAUGUUUCCACUUUUGAUACGAACUUCAUAAGCACCCUCGGCACCCAAACACUUUACGUGAGGUGUACAUGGGCUGUUGAACAUCUUUCGAUACUUUGGGGGGGAGGGGAGUUGCAAGUCCUGAUGCACAUGUGCAAUAUGCAACAUGCAAUAUAAUACGGAUCAAUAUCAAAUGGCGUUGCUGAGAAGAUCUCGGUGGCAUGAUUCAUUGCAGAAGACGGUGUGAUGAUUGAUGAUUGAUAGGUUCACCACUCUGUACCGUGAGGGCACUUUGGAGAGUGGGAGGGGAGACGAUUUGCCAAGCUUUGUGCCGAUAUCCGUUUGAACCGCCAAUGUAGGUAGCUGCAGUACUUGCUGGGGACAUGCCGAAGGGGAAAGCACAUCCGCUCUGUCUAUGAUAAGAAUUUUAGCCCACCGGUGGCCCACGUUAAGUAUGAUUACUAGGUAAUUAUAGAAAGUCUUUGCGGUAUGACUCCAAAGGCCGAGGCCAAGACGAUAUCCACGAUUCGAUAAAGCUUCGUUCAAAAGUUUCAAAGUUUCAAAGUUUCGAAACCGUGUGCCGAAGAGGAGACGACACCAAUGCAGGAACUUGAUGUGAUUACGAGUAAAUGCCUCAUGCUUUUCCUAACGCCGUGAAACGGAAUCCAUCAAAGUCGAUUUGCGUAGGAUGAUCUUCAAGACUUUGUAUCGAAUUUCGAUAGCGACAAUGUCGAGCCGAGCCGAAGAAAAGACGAUACUAAUGCAAGCACGUGGCAAGGAAACGUUGGAAGGACUUGACGUGUUUGUUCAGGUUGAAGACGACAUUUGUAUCGGUGUGGCUUUCUGUACCUACCUAGGUAGCCUCGUAGCCUUCACAUCUCGUUCAUCCUUCACGUCUCCUCCAUAGAAUCUCAAUCAGUCUUCCUCACAUGAAGUUGCAGCUGAUGUGUCCAGGGUGAAUGCAAGAUCUUCAAUGCUUCAUAUCGAAGACGGUGAUGUUUUAAGCCGCGACCCGCAGAUGUCAUAUCAUAUCACAUACGAUAAUGUCGUUUCAAUUUUUAUUUAUGGAGAACAUGGAGAAGUUUCAGGGGAUUCUAGACUUUCGGGGCUUGAGAAGAAAAUCUUCCCCGGUGAACUUUAAUCAAUUCUCGAAGAUUGUCUGGGCUCGCUGGGUUUGAAAUUAUCUAAGCUCGUUCGGACUAACUACGGCCAAUCCGGUAUGCGGCCGCUCGGAUCACGUGUGAUGAAGUUGUACGCGAUUUACCGUGCUCGCCGUGUUGCUAUCAAGCGCAAUUUGUUGUCGCGACUGAAGAAGCAAGCAAAUGUCAAAACUUCGAGCAAAAUUCCAACAAAAUCUUCUACUAUCUAUCGCUGGCAACAAACGCACUGUGAUCAGUCAUUCAUAGUAUCUAAUUAAUUUACAAUAAGCCUCAGCCAUUCAUCUCCGAGCCAUGGCGCCCGGUUUUUCCCACCCAAGAGUUUCAAAGAAUUUGCAAAAUACACAAUUGAGCUACGAACUACCGCAUCGCAUUCAUACUACUAAGGUCUACCCGUUACUUUCACCAAAUGGAUCAACGAUAAUUCUACAAGGCAAUGAAGAUGGAGUGAGAAUAAUAUGGAGAGGUGGUAGGCCUUUCAAAUUACAAAGAGAGAUACAUCCAAAGACUACACAAACCAAUGGUGCGAACAAAGUCAUCUCUCUCGACUCAGAUGAGGAUGAACCUUCCAAACCACCUUUCGAGGAUAAACCAGAAUUCGAAGACGAGGAAGAGGAAAUCGAUCCAAGAAGGCCAUACCCGAGCAUUCUGCAGACUCUAGAUUUACAAUUUGGAACCGAUGUUCUUCACAUCAGUCUUUUACCAAGCUCAACACUGAAAGCGGAUGGCACUCCCUGGCGCGGAAUCGAUCCAUUGAAACAAAAAAUCGUUUUUACUGCAGCUUGCGGUGAUAAUACUGUUCGGCUAAUCACAUUACCUCUCACACCGCCGUCUCCUCUUAGUAAAGAUCGUGAUGAAUUUCGACUUACCCCCGCGAUAGCAAAUGUCGGAAAUGGAAAAUGGGGAGAGGCCAUGAUUAUUUUGACUGGUCACCAAAAGACUUCGGAUGGAAUAACUAUGACUGUUGAUUUUGAAGGAAAACAGGCUUCCACGAAAGAUGAUUCAAACACUGCAUCAGAGACACAAAUCAUAGUAGCUUCGCAUUCAAAAGAAAUCACUGGAUUGUUACAGCUAUGGCGCAUACCACUGCCAAUGCCUCCUUCAUCAACCACGGUGCCACCCUUCCAAUCGGUUUAUAUGUCAUCACCAGCCGUCAGCAUUUCAUUUAAUCCAUCAUUCUCAGAACAUCAUUCAAGUCAUUUACUUGUCGCUGAUAAUCUAGGCACUUGCCGAAUUUACAAUUAUAAGCUUCUGGUUAAUCCUUCGGAAGAUCCUGAGAGCGCGAUUGCUGAGCAAGGAUCUUGGCUCAUUUCCUUGUACCCCGGGUUUAAGAACAACAAAGCCGAUUCCCAGGCAUCGCAUAAGAAUACUUACUCUGGCUUUGGUCGAAAAUCAAUUGUGGAUGCAAAGUGGGUAUACGGUGGCAAAGCAGUUCUUGUAUUACUCAGUGACGGAGAAUGGGGUGUGUGGGAUGUGAAUGGUGUAGGACCAGGAGCAAAAAGAGGUGUCCUUGGUCAACAAUCGAUCAAAGGAGGUUCACGAUCAGAGUUCUCCCUUACAGGUUAUGUCGAAGGUGCAACCAAAUCUAACUCAAAAACAACUGGCCCUCCACAAAUCUCACAAUCAAAAUUCGCUCCCAUGACUCCUGGAACGCGUAAAACAACCGAUCUAUUCAGCAAUAAGAUCCAGUCCACUGGUCCAGUCCGCGGAAGGAUAUCAGUACUCGAGAUACCAUCCGUGGCAUCUCAUUUGGCAUUUGAAGAAUCUAUUCUCUUCUGGUUGGGUGAUUCCUACACACUUAUUCCCUCUCUCUCAAAAUACUGGUCCGCCAAUCCUCGCAAAGGUCAAUCUUCAACAAAUAUUUUCAACACAUCUCCUGGUUCCCGUCCCAUUAAGUUGGAAAAUGUGGACCUAUUGGGCGAACGUUGUAUUAGUAUUGAACAAGCUCCCAAGUCUUCAAUUUCACCACAUACCAGGUCCGAGAUACCAUCCGAUAUCUUCAUAAUAGGUGAACACAGGUUUAUUAUUCUCAUUGGAGGCAAAUCUGUAGCACCAAAACCAAAUCAAAAUGCUUAUGCAUUACAAUUGGUGCAAAGAGAAGAUGAAGAUGAGCAGAUGACGGAUGAUAGAAUGAUAGCGGUAGGAAGUGGCGAAUUGGAUGUUAAUGAUAUUGACAGAGCAUUAGCGAGGAUGGAAAAUAAAGAAAGAUCGGGUGGAGGUUUAUUGUUUGGUGGGAAGGGAAAAUGGUAGUAUAUGGAUGAAAGAGGGACGGAUAGGAGAAGAUAUGAUUGACGAUGAAGAGAAAGAUAGAUACCCCGUGAUGUUUGAUUGGGAAUAUAGUCGUAUUUCCAGUCUCCCCUUUUUUACUUUUUUCUGUUUCCUUUUUGUCCCCUCGUUCACUUUCUCUGCUAUAUGAUUCUCGUCCGCGCCUAGUGAUGAAACAUUCUACACUUUGACAUGACAUCACCCCUCACACAUUUCCUUCCUCAUCAAUUCCACGUGCUCAAAUCCCACCCAUUUCAUGUAUUCCCAACACC
This is a messenger RNA of Botrytis deweyae, 3792 nucleotides long. RefSeq lists its product as uncharacterized. The transcript has 2 exons. The record is from RefSeq and is a predicted model, not a curated record. Gene Ontology annotation, molecular function: protein binding. NCBI's taxonomy places the organism in Eukaryota, Fungi, Ascomycota, Leotiomycetes, Helotiales, Sclerotiniaceae. Bases 1550 to 3505 code for a protein of 651 amino acids.